Peronospora farinosa is the source of this 1296-nucleotide messenger RNA. The record is from the annotation of a GenBank genome assembly. Lineage: Eukaryota; Oomycota; Peronosporomycetes; Peronosporales; Peronosporaceae.
AUGGAAGAGUGGGCGGCGCAGGCCGAGAGCUUUAAAGCAGAAGGGAACAACUUGGUAGCAGCCAAGCAGUACAAGGAUGCAGUGGAGAUGUAUACACGUGCUAUUGAGUUAGAUCCAGAGAAUGCCGUGUACUAUAGCAAUCGAUCAGCGGCGUAUUUGGCCAUGGGAGACGCACGGGGUAAAGCUUUAAAGGAUGCCGAGAAAUGUAUUGAGCUAAAGCCUGAUUGGUGGAAAGGAUAUAGUCGAAAAGGUGCAGCAGAACAUGCGCUACAUCGAUUUGAUGCCGCUCGAGUGACGUAUAAGCAGGGAUUGUGUCUGGAUCCGGAUAAUUUGUCGCUCUUACAGGCAUCGGAAGAGGCGUAUACGGCUGGUCUGGAGUAUAGCAAGAGGUUGAGAGAGGAACAGAGAUUGAGACAAGAGAUGGAGAAGAGACAAGCAGAGGAACAGGAGCAAAAGUUGCAGAAGAAAGAACAAGAAGAGAAAGAACAGGAGAAGAAGAAUGAGCCAAAAGCAGAAGAUGCACUGCUGGAUGAAUUCUUGUCCGAGGUGCAGGAGCUUGAGGAAAAUGCUAAUUGCAUCAAGAAGGACAAAGAGGAGGAGGAAGCUAAGAAAGAGAAGAAAGUAGUGGAUUUUGGCACGUCUGACGGACAGAUUGAGCGAUUGCUGCAGCCACACUUUCACUGGAUCAACUUGAAUCCAUUCAGAGUGCUCAUGUUGGAUGUAGACGCGACGGAGGAGGAUAUGAAGCAGCAUUAUCGCAAGAUUUCGACGAUGGUGCAUCCAGACAAGUGUCGCAACCCCAAGGCCCGCGAAGCUUUUGAAGAAAUAACGAAGGCAUACAACCUGAUUAUACAAGAAGACCGGCGUAAGACAUGCAUUCGCACGAUCGAAAAUGCAACACUGGCAGUCACCAAGGAACGUCGCCAAAAGAUUAAAAAAGGUAUUAAAGAAAGUGAACUUGGUGGUCUUAAGGAUGCUGUGGACAAGGCCGUACUACGCGCAUUUGCGGAGAUUGAAAAUCGCCGUUUGAAUAUCGAGAAGCGCGACGCUGCUCAGCGGCGGCGUGAGACAGAGCAGGAAGAAAAAGCACACGUAAAGGUCGUGAAUAUGUUCAAGCGAGAGCGCUCAUGGGCAGAAACGGACCGUCGAGAGCAACGCGUUGGUAAUUGGCGGUCGUUUCAGAAAGGAGGAAAGCGGAGGAAGGAGACGGAUGCUCAAGGAUGGAAAGAAGAAUCGCGGGACGAAAAAAAAUUUGGCGAGAUAGAUAAUGAAGCUUACAAGCGAGAAUGGAAAUAA